AUGAGCUUCGAGCUCACAGCCUUCCCCCUUCUGGGGAUUGAGCGCUUUCUUUAUGGAUACAUCUAUCAGUUUCCUGAGUCCUUCAAGCGUUGCUGCAAAGGGCCUCUGAAGACACUUCUGGACUACGACGAGGGCGUGUACUGGCAGGUAGCAAAACACCUGGGUGUUGGCAUCAAAGUGUUUCAGUUUGGCGUCCUGGGCUAUGAUCUCGCAUGGCGAAGGAGCUUGUCACUUGCCGAGCCACGCAUGCUUUGCCCUGGCUUGGCCCUGGUGGGACUGGGCCAGCUGCUGAACUCAGCGACCUUCCGAACCAUCGGCGCGAAGGGAGUCUACUACGGCUCCCAGCUUGGGUAUGAUGUGCCGUGGGCAACAGCAUUUCCCUACAACAUAGGCAUUAGCGAUCCGCAGUACUGGGGCGUCAUUUGCUCCGUUUGGGGCUUCUACCUUUGUGUAGCUCCCACUGGCGACCUGUUGAAUGAGCACUUUGUUGUGCCGUGGCUGGAGACCUUCUGGUACAUCAUGUCCAUGAAGCUCUUCGAGCACAAGGGCAAUGGUGGCCGCCUGCUCCGUGCCCUGGGCUUUGAGGUGAAGUGA
Molecule: messenger RNA, 594 nt
Organism: Symbiodinium natans
Lineage: Eukaryota; Dinophyceae; Suessiales; Symbiodiniaceae
Source: the annotation of a GenBank genome assembly